Messenger RNA from Mandrillus leucophaeus (drill), 904 nucleotides. Its product is annotated as 39S ribosomal protein L10, mitochondrial-like. NCBI's taxonomy places the organism in Eukaryota, Metazoa, Chordata, Mammalia, Primates, Cercopithecidae. Bases 1 to 714 code for a protein of 237 amino acids. The transcript has 2 exons. Gene Ontology annotation, molecular function: structural constituent of ribosome. Gene Ontology annotation, biological process: translation. The record is from RefSeq and is a predicted model, not a curated record. Gene Ontology annotation, cellular component: mitochondrial large ribosomal subunit.
AUGGCUGUGGCUAUGGUGGUGAUGCUGCGAGGGGGUCUCCUGCCCCAGGCAGGCCAGCUGCCUGCCCUCCAGACUGUCUGCUAUGGCUCCAAGGCUGUUACCUGUCACCAUCGUGUGAUGCACUUUCGGCAACAGAAGCUGAUUGCUGUGACUGAAUAUAUCCCCCAGACACCAGCCGUCAACCCAACAUGUCUGCCAUCUCCUCCCGGCCCCCAACAGGAGGAGAGGGGCCUCAUCAGGCUUCUCCACCAGAAGUUAGCAGCAGUUUUCCAGGACAACGAAAUGAUAACUGUUUGCCAGAAGGUGGCUCUGAGCACAGAGGACAAGCUUCUUAUGCAACACCAGCUGCGGAAAUGCAAGAUCCUGAUGAAGGUCUUCCCCAACCAGGUACCGAAGCCCUUCCUGGAGGAUUUCAAGUGCCAAAAUCUGCUGCCCCUUUCUGUGGGGCACAACGUACUGCUGGUCAGUGAAGAACCCAGGGUCAAGGAGAUGGUCCGGAUCUUAAGGACUGUGUCAUUCCUGCCGCUGCUUGGUCGCUGCAUCAGUGACACCAUCCUCAGCAGGCAGGGCAUUAUCAACUACUCCAAUCUCCCCAGCCUGCCCCUGGCACGGGGGGAGCUUGUAGUAGGCCUCAUCCGCCUCACCGCCCAGACCCACUCCCUGCUCCAGCACCAGCCCCUGCAGCUGACCACCCUGUUGAACCAGUACAUCUGACAGCAACGCGAGAAGGAUUCUGUUUUGUCAGUCAAUGGGAAGCCAGAUCAUCCUGACCCUGUUCCGGACUCUUACCCAACCUGGUUAGCCAGCCCUGCCCAUAAAUACACUGUCCGAUUGGCUGUGCUGUCUACCAUGGGAGAUGUGGAAGAACUUGGGGUGGGGGAGUGCGUUUGUCACUGGGCUUUAC